CAGACAACGAUGCAAAGAGUACAAGGCACACAUUACAGAGAGUAGUAGCAACUCGGGUGAAAAAUCCAGUUCCCGGCAUGCUAAAUUGAUAGAGUAGUCAGGGGAACGAAGACGAGAUGGGGAGUUUUCGCAUGACGCGCUUGAGAAGACUUUCUGGGGAAAAGCUGGGGUCGCCGACAUCGUCUAUCUUGAGUGAUGCGACCACGAUUCAAUUGUAACAAGAACGCAACAUGUCGUCUUUCUCAAGACUUGUCCGUUUCCUUGCGAAGGAUGGCAAAACAUACUACGGUGAUGCACUCAUGCCAUCAGGAGCGACCGACAUGACAAGAGUGGCUCAGGCCAAGGUUAUUCAAGGUACACCAUGGGGACAACACCGCGUCACAGACCGCAUAGCUGAUGUGCAAAAGCUCCUCGCACCUCUAGCCCGAGAAGACAUCAGGACUGUCCGCUGUCUGGGCCUCAACUACGAACAACAUGCCAUCGAAUCCAACAUGCCCAUUCCGAAAUACCCCGUUCUGUUCUACAAGCCCGUCACCUCCGUCGCCGGUCCCUUUGACAACAUACCCGUCUGCGCCGCUGCUCAAGAAGGCGAAGGCCUCGACUACGAAUGCGAGUUGAUUGCCGUCAUCGGAAAAGAGGGAUCCAACAUUCCCGAAGCACAAGCACUUUCGCAUGUGGUAGGUUACGCUGUGGGAAACGAUGUCUCUCAUCGUGAUUGGCAACUCAAACGUGGCGGUGGUCAAUGGGGUCUCGGCAAAGGCUUCGAUGGAUGGGCUCCCUUUGGCCCUGCCAUAGUCAGCUCCAAGUUGAUCCCAGAUCCGCAAAACCUGAGAAUUACCACAAAACUCAACGGGAACAUUGUGCAAGACAGUAAUACUGGUGACAUGAUCUUCGGAGUCGCAAAGACUAUCAGUGUCCUGAGUCAAGGUACCACUUUGCUGCCCGGAGAUCUCAUCUUCACUGGAACCCCACAAGGAGUCGGUAUGGGUCGCAAGCCUCAAGUGUGGUUGGAAGAUUGUGAUGUUGUUGAAGUCAAUCUCGAAGGUGUGGGUAGUUGCAUCAACAAGGUCGAAUUUGCAAAGACCAAGGCACGCCUGUAG
Molecule: messenger RNA, 1100 nt
Organism: Aureobasidium pullulans EXF-150
Lineage: Eukaryota; Fungi; Ascomycota; Dothideomycetes; Dothideales; Saccotheciaceae
Exons: 5
Coding region: 231-1100 (289 amino acids)
Molecular function (GO): catalytic activity
Source: RefSeq, a predicted model, not a curated record